This is a messenger RNA of Siniperca chuatsi (mandarin fish), 3400 nucleotides long. It is a transcript of the gene selenbp1, whose product is annotated as selenium binding protein 1. Bases 91 to 1551 code for a protein of 486 amino acids. The transcript has 13 exons. Gene Ontology annotation, molecular function: selenium binding; protein binding. NCBI's taxonomy places the organism in Eukaryota, Metazoa, Chordata, Actinopteri, Centrarchiformes, Sinipercidae. The record is from RefSeq and is a predicted model, not a curated record.
CCUCCCAGUUUUGUUCACAGUGGACCUGGUCUGAGUCCAGACUGGCUGACAGCAGGAACUGCAGGAUCUGGACAGACCAGGAGCUCAGAUAUGGGAUGUGGACUGGGAUACCACAGCCCGCUGGACACCAUGAAGGCCAGCUGUACAGGAUGUGGACCGGGAUACCGCAGCCCGCUGGACGCCAUGAAGGGUCAUCGGGAGGAGAUUGUCUACCUGCCCUGCAUCUACCGCAACACUGACACCCUAAAACCUGACUACCUCGCCACCGUCGACAUUGACCCGAAAUCUUCCACCUACUGCCAGGUCAUCCACCGGCUGCCGAUGCCGAACCUUCAUGACGAGCUGCAUCACUCCGGCUGGAACGCCUGCAGCAGCUGCUUCGGCGACGCCUCCAAGAAAAGAAACCGUCUGAUUCUACCGUCGCUCAUCUCCUCCAGAGUCUACGUGGUUGACGUCGGGACGAAUCCCCGAGCACCACAGAUGCACAAGAUGGUGGAGCCUGUCGAUCUGUUCUGGAAGUGUGACCUGGCGAACCCGCACACCACCCACUGUCUGGGCAACGGUCAGAUCAUGAUCAGCUGUUUAGGAGACCCGUCCGGCAACGGCAAAGGUGGUUUCGUCCUGCUGGACGGUGAGACGUUCGAGGUGGUCGGUAACUGGGAGCACCCAGGUGAAGCAGCGCCCUUUGGAUAUGACUUCUGGUACCAACCUCGACACAAUGUGAUGAUCAGCACUGAAUGGGGUGCACCCAAAGCUCUGGUUGAUGGUUUUAAUCCAGCCCAUGUCAAAGAAGGUCACUACGGCAGCUCCCUCCAUGUUUGGGACUGGACCACCCAUAGGAAGCUGCAGACGCUCGAUCUGGGUGAAGAGGGUGCUAUUCCCCUCGAGGUCCGAUUCCUCCAUGACCCCAACGCCACCGAGGGCUACGUGGGAUGUGCUCUGCGGGGAACAGUCUUCAGAUUCUACAAAACACCAAAAGGUGACUGGGCUGCAGAGAAGGUGAUCAGUGUUCCCAGUAAGAAGGUAGAGGGAUGGGCGCUGCCUGAGAUGCCUGGUCUGAUCACAGACAUCCUGAUCUCGUUGGAUGACCGUUUUCUCUACUUCAGUAAUUGGCUGCACGGUGACAUCAGACAGUAUGAUAUCACAAACAGGAGGAAGCCACGAAUGGUCGGACAGGUGUUUCUGGGUGGAAGUAUCGUCAGUGACGGUCCGGUCAGAGUCCUGGAAGACCCCGAGAACCAGCCACAGCCCCAUCCACGCAUCAUCCAGGGGAGGCGUGUCCACGGAGGUCCUCAGAUGUUACAGUUGAGUUUAGACGGUCGGAGACUUUAUGUGACGACGUCUCUCUACAGCAGCUGGGACAAACAGUUCUACCCCGACAUGAUCAAAGAGGGUUCAGUGAUGAUGCAGAUCGAUGUGGACUCUGUUAGCGGAGGUCUCUCCCUGAAUGAAAACUUCCUGGUGGAUUUCGGUAAAGAACCCGACGGUCCGGUUCUCGCCCACGAGCUCAGAUAUCCUGGAGGAGACUGUACGUCUGACAUCUGGCUGUAAAAGCAUCCGACUGCACACUGAAGAGGAUGUUCAUGUUCUGGAUUUAUAUUUAUACACUUAUAAGUGUAUAAAUAUAAGUCCAGAACACGAAUGUAGUCAAAGAUAAAUAAACUCUCCGUUUUCAGUUUUUCUCAGUUGCUUCAGAACAUUUUGUGAAUCGGCUCACUGAGCGACACGACGCUUCGCUGGUCCUGCAGAACUCACCCAAAACAUCUAACUGUUAAUGUUUCAGAAGUCACUAAAUUCAUCACUCAGUUCGUCACAUUUCACUUUAAUCACUUCUAAAGAACUGAGUCAGUGUGACAGAAGAAACUGAUGUUUCUGUAUUUAAUUUCACAUUUAGACUUCCAGCUCAAUGUAAAGCGUUUCACAGGUGACUGACGAGUUAAUCAUUUAGUAAUAAUGAGACGGCUCAAACAUAAACAGUAAGACGACUGGAGCGCAAUAGAAAUGAUAAACAUUAGGCAAUUAAAAAUGCUUUACAUAAAACAUACAGACCAGAAACACAAGACAAAAUAAAAAGACACAUUUAAAUAGACAAAAAUAAAAGUAAUUAGAAUAAAACAAGAGAAUAAAAACGACAGUGCAGUGAGAGAUUAGAAGAAAUAAUCCCAAAUUUAACUUGAUUGACAGACUGAUUUAAAAGGACUAAGAGUCGGAGCUGCAGGUUUCAGAUCUGUGGAGCAUAAAACGUGAACGCUGCUGCUCCAGGUUUAGUUUGGACUCUGGGACAGGAAGCAGACCUGAACCUAGACCAUCUGAGAGCUUCACAGCGGAGCAGCAGAUCAGAAAUAAACCAUUCAGUGAUUUAUAACCAACAGGAUUGUUUUAAAGUCAGUGCAAGAAAAACAAGUCAACAGGAAAACUGACAGACGGGCGACGUCCUGGUCUGUAGAGCGCCGCGAUCACUGAAGAUAUUUCUGAUCAAACAUUUGUUUUCUUUAUUAAAGAAACAAGAAAUAAAUAAACUGUUGAAACAAAACAACUGAGAAAAACUGUGAAGGAUGAAUGAACUUUAAUUCCAACUAAAAUCAAACAUCAGAAUAUUAUGUCAUUAUUAAUCAUUUAAUGUCAUAUUAAUCAUUUAGUGUCAUAUUAUUAAUCAUUUAGUGUCAUAUUAAUCAUUUAAUGUCAUAUUAUUAAUCAUUUAAUGUCAUAUUAAUCAUUUAGUGUCAUAUUAUUAAUCAUUUAGUGUCAUAUUAUUAAUCAUUUAAUGUCAUAUUAUUAAUCAUUUAAUGUCAUAUUAAUCAUUUAGUGUCAUAUUAAUCAUUUAAUGUCAUAUUAAUCAUUUAAUGUCAUAUUAUUAAUCAUUUAAUGUCAUAUUAUUAAUCAUUUAAUGUCAUAUUAUUAAUCAUUUAAUGUCAUAUUAAUCAUUUAGUGUCAUAUUAUUAAUCAUUUAGUGUCAUAUUAUUAAUCAUUUAAUGUCAUAUUAUUAAUCAUUUAAUGUCAUAUUAAUCAUUUAGUGUCAUAUUAUUAAUCAUUUAGUGUCAUAUUAAUCAUUUAAUGUCAUAUUAUUAAUCAUUUAAUGUCAUAUUAAUCAUUUAGUGUCAUAUUAUUAAUCAUUUAAUAUCAUAUUAAUCAUUUAAUGUCAUAUUAACCGUUUUGUGUCAUAUGAUUAAUAAUUUAAUAUCAGAUUAAUCAUUUAAUGUCAGAUUAUUAAUGUUGUGGCUUGUUAAUUUUCUUCCUGCUGUGUGUGAAGUUUCCAUAAAUAUACAAUAGGCUACAUUCAUGUUUAUUCCUGUGAGUGUAUUUUGCCUUCAGGUAGCAAACUGACCAAUCAAAUCAUACAGCGCCACCUGCUGGUCAAACUGUAAACACAUGAUGUUUAAAUAAAGUUCUGUUUGAACGA